AUGGCAUUGCGAGCGGAUUACGAGAAUAGCGCGGACAUAGGAGUCUUCACAAAACUGACGAACAAAUAUUGUAUGACUGCCCCUGGUGGAUCAUCUUCGUACAAAACGAUCGAACAGGAGCUUUCCUCCAAAAUUCCAUGUUUUGAAGGAACGAUAGGUGGUCUUCGUAUCAUCGGGCGAUUGGCUGUUGGUAAUAGAAAAGGUCUUCUUCUCCCACACACGUGCAACGAUCAAGAGAUGCUUCAUAUAAGAAAUUGCCUUCCUGAUGAUAUCGUCGUUCAACGUGUCGAGGAGAGGAUGUCUGCUCUCGGCAAUUGUGUUGUGUGCAAUGACUACGUUGCACUUGUUCAUCCAGAAAUCGACAAAGAGACCGAAGAGAUCAUUGCUGAUGUCUUAGGCGUCGAAGUCUUCAGACACACUAUUGGUGGAAACCCACUUGUUGGUACUUAUGCUGUUGUCACUAAUAAGGGAGCAAUGCUUGCGCCAUCCGCAACGGCACAGGAACAAGAAGAGCUCGGAACUAUUUUGCAGGUCCCACUUGUGUCUGGAACAGUGAACAGAGGGUCUGACAUGUUAGGGUCUGGAAUGGUUGUGAACGAUUGGGCUGGUUUCGUUGGCGUGUCAACAACAGCAACAGAGUUGUCAGUGAUUGAAGGGAUUUACAAACUCAGAAACGAAGCAGACGUUCAGUUUGCUUCUGUUAUGCAGAUGAUGCAAUAA
Entamoeba invadens IP1 is the source of this 720-nucleotide messenger RNA. RefSeq names its product translation initiation factor, putative. NCBI's taxonomy places the organism in Eukaryota, Evosea, Mastigamoebida, Endamoebidae. Gene Ontology annotation, molecular function: ribosomal large subunit binding. Gene Ontology annotation, cellular component: cytosol; nucleolus; preribosome, large subunit precursor. Gene Ontology annotation, biological process: cytosolic ribosome assembly; ribosomal subunit export from nucleus; assembly of large subunit precursor of preribosome. The coding region runs from base 1 to 720 and encodes 239 amino acids. The transcript has a single exon. The record is from RefSeq and is a predicted model, not a curated record.